Pecten maximus is the source of this 7066-nucleotide messenger RNA. RefSeq lists its product as uncharacterized. Lineage: Eukaryota; Metazoa; Mollusca; Bivalvia; Pectinida; Pectinidae. The transcript is spliced from 50 exons. The record is from RefSeq and is a predicted model, not a curated record. Gene Ontology annotation, molecular function: scavenger receptor activity. Bases 575 to 6787 code for a protein of 2070 amino acids.
UUACCUGUACAAAGCAGUGUGAGACUGUUCCACUUUAUAAAAUCUCCUCGGGAUGCAGAAAUGACGAUAUAUGGAGUAACCAAAGUUGGGAUGGCUGGAUUGCGGUGUUUUCUCUGUUUACUGGUAGUAUUGGCUUGUGUCAUUUCAGACAUUGAGUGCAUGACAGAGUUUAAAUCGUGUAAGGAGGUAGCUGCAUCUUUGGGAAGUAACGCUACGGAUGGGGACUACGUGUUGUAUUUAAAUAAGAAUCUAGGUGUCUCAUGUAUACUGUGCAGGUUUUGCAAAUGGUCACCCCAGAGAAUACCUAACAUUACAAGCUGGAAGAAUAAACAACUUCGCAUCCGUGUAUCCAAAUAUAGGGACACAGGAUUCAUCCAACUGUCGUGAUGCAGACCCAGUCCAUCCGUACCGUUUCGGAGGACGCACACAGUUUGACAAGAUAAGGCUAGAUCUAACUACUCUCCAUGUCCAAACCAAUGAUUUCAGCUACAGUGUGCAGACCGGUAGAAACUCUGUCAGAUAUGGAGAUGCAAGCGACAAGUUCACCGCCUUCUUAAGUUGUUCACCACGAGGCAUGUUUAAAAUCGAUUUGGUAGGAACGCCUUUUACAAUUGCCGACAAUAUCCAAUGGGUGUGGCAAGGAAACUUUGCAGGAGGAAGCACGGCGAAAGGCGUGGCGCAUGUUAGCAACAACAGUUACAUCGGCUGUUUCACUGACGCGGGCGAUAGACUGUUGGGAGGACACCAGGAGGAUAAUCCCCACAUGACCACAGAGCUUUGUAUACAGCACUGUAAGACACUGGGAUUCUGGUAUGCUGGUACACAAUAUCGGACACAGUGCUACUGUGGAGACAAUCACGACCGGCACUCAAUGGCUUCUGAGUCUGACUGUAACACUCCGUGUGCAGGAAACUCUAAAGAAAUAUGCGGCGGAACAUGGAGAAUAUCCGUGUAUGGCACAGGUGUGCGGCAGAUUUUCGAAGGUCGAUGUGGAGGAUACCCUGGAGGCUGUUACCCAGCUACUACCGCUGAUCCUGCAUUGCCAAUACUAGCAUUACAAGUAGUUCCUUCUCACCCCUGUCUACAGCCAAUCUCGCCUUGUAGAAAUGAAGGAAAGUGCAUUGCAUCAACAGCAUCAGAUUUCAAAUGUCUCUGUUACCCUGGUUAUACUGGAACAAUUUGCGACAUACCUAACCAGGUUGUUACAACAGAAUUGACCUGUCCAGAUGGUAUGGUCGCAGAGAAAUGUACAUGUGACCGCAGUUGUUACGGAGCAGAGUUCAAAGGUGACAAGUGUAAAGUAUACGGAUCUCGAGGGGUAGUAAAGGCAACGACCACAUGUCGACCUGGUAACGGCGAGCACAUCAUAAUGUUUAAUGUAGAGGGCAGUGGUAUGGUCAAAUGUCCUCCAGGCUCUAACCUCACAGGCUGUACCUAUAGAGACAGAGGGUACUAUCGACCACCAGCUACCAAAUUUAUGACGGAUAGUGGCGAAGCCACUCAGAUAAGAUACAACACCGGUACCUGUAGCUUACUGCAUAAUUGUCAGUCCUGUACCCUCCAGGCCAGGUGUAAAAAAUAUGAUUGUGGAUGCAAAAAUGGAGGCCAUUGUCACAUGAUUACAGGGGAGUGUGUCUGUAACAGCGGUUAUUAUGGCAACAAGUGUGAAAACUUUGAUUACUGUGGAUAUUACGAAACACACAACAAUAUAACUGCAUGUGGAGCAGGAGGAGUGUGCAGUGCUAUUCCCCAAGAUGAAAUCAAGGCGUACGGGGGUGACAAUGCUGGCGACACUUGCAUUUUCCCAUCUCAAUAUGGCAUAAAUUCUUAUGGAUCCUGUGUUCAAAAAAAUAAUGUCGGACCUCCUUUUGCAUGUGGGGCCAAGUUUGAUGGCCAGAGAGAUGGGUAUAUAGACUUGGGACUGUGGAGUCCUGGUACCCAGUACACCAUUGCUGCCUGGGUGAGACCAGACGUGGCUGACGUAACCAGACGUACUAUUGUUGGCGGGGUCGGAGAUUGUAAAGAUUUCGGCCUGUAUCAUUUUGAAAAUUUUUGGGCGUAUUAUCGUGGACAAGGAGCAGAUAGCCAUUGUACACGGGGACUGUCAGCUAUGGACCCUAUACAGACGGGCCAGUGGUAUCUUAUAGCCUCCAUCAAAAACGCUACUCACGUUACACUUUAUGUCAACGGAAAGCUGAAAUCUAUUCUGGCCAGUCCAAACGCCCUGCCUACUUCAGGUGGAUUGUGGAUAGGUGGUGAGGAGUGCUGUGAGCAGGGUAGAUUUAAAGGCAUGAUCAAGACGGUAAAGAUUUGGAAAAGAGCUUUAUCACCAUCUCACAUGAAACGAAGUAUGGGAACAUAUGGUACAGCAAACUCAACAAUUGAGGCCCUGACAGAUGGCCUGGUAGGACACUGGGAGCUAGGAGAGGUGAUUCCGCCACCUUGUGUUGGGGUAGAUCACGGCGGAGAGGACUGGACCCUUGACCGAUCCAGUACCAUGAUUAUCUCUGGAAGUCAUUGUAAUAUCAGUCAGUUCACUAUACCAGAAGGCAUAAUUGUCCUUGUCAGACCCUGGAAUGGUACAACAGGAGGAACACUUCAGAUCCAAGCCAAGAGCAUCUUAAUUGCUGGUACACUUAGUGCCCAUGCUGCUGGAUAUAGAGGCGGAGCAAGUCCAGCCGUUGGAGCUACUGGCCAACAAGGGGAAUCCUACCCAGGUUUGGGUAAGACAAGCACACAGGACAAUAGAGGAGGCGGAGGAGGUGGACGAGGAGGCUCGGGUUCAUCAGACCAUCGUGGAAGUGCUGGUGGUGGGGGAGGAUACGCCAAUGCAGCGACGUAUAGUAGGCGCAGUAAUAAGAAUGGCGUUGGCAGCCCAGGUCAGGUAUAUGGAGAUAGUUCACUCAGUGAUCUGUAUAUGGGUUCAGGAGGUGGUAGUGGAGGCAGUUCAACAAACCUCACCGUCAACCCCGCAGGUGGAAAGGGCGGCAAUGGUGGAGGAGCCAUCAGUCUGAGAGGGGAACUAGGUGUUAAAAUUACUGGGAAAGUCCUAGCAACAGGGGAACGUGGACAAGGUGAUCGUACAUACAGUUGGUGUCAGCCUCCGUGUACUUCAUCGAAACCACAAAUCUGCACGAGCCUCAAUGCAACAGCAUGCUGGGACGAAUCUGGGGCAGGAGGUGGCGGUAGCGGGGGCAGUAUAUUCAUAUCUGCCAAGUCUAUAUUUAUCAAUCAACAGGGACGGUGGAGACUGGAUGUGUCAGGCGGUACCGGCGGAUAUGCUCCUCUAUAUAACAACGCAGGGUCAGGAGGUAGUGGGCGUGUCCGGUUAGAGUAUAUCACAUACACGGGAAAUGACUUAUAUGUCAGAACUACAUCAACAAUCUACACGACUGCAACGCUUCAAAAUGAGUUCACGGAUCACAGUCUGGCUGGCCAGAAAUCUAUCAACAUGGCGUCCACACAGUACGGUAACGAGGUGUUCCGUGGAUGUUUUGUGGACAACACUACCUACAGGAUGUUAUCAGUACGAAUCAAUGUUACCCACCACGAUAGUCAAACUAUGGACCAGGCGAAGUGCUUGUCUUUAUGCAGACAGAAAGGCUAUAGAUACUCCGGUACCGAGUACUUCAAUGAAUGCUACUGUGACAACCACUUGAAAAUGCAGCUGAAGCGACCAGACAGCGAGUGUAACACCGCAUGUACUGGAGACGCCACACAGAUGUGUGGUGGUACCUACCGUAUCUUGGUGUUUGGGCCACCUCCUAGCAGUCCAGCUAUCGGUCAUUCUGGCGCGGUGUCCAAGUGUGAGCCGUGGUGUGUUACAGCCGAUCAGUAUUCAAACAAUCCUAAAUGGGGCCAAUGUUCCCUGACAACUGAAUUUGUCACCUCCUGGCAGAUACACUGUGACUGCCCUGCAGGAUUCUCUGGGGUCGGAUGUACGGAGACAUGCUCAGAGUGGACCUGGGGAAGCGCCUGCAGGAGAAAUUGUAGCUGUGAUCAGAACAAUACCAUCUCCUGUCUGUCUCAGACUGGUCAGUGUCAAUGUAUACCAGGAUUCUACGGCGACCAGUGUCAGUCUCCCUGUCCGGACGGACACUUCGGACCCAAAUGUUUGAAUCUAUGUAACUGCACAGGUGCAUCUGAUUGUGACAAAGCUACAGGGAAGUGUUUAUGCCAGCCCGGUUGGUAUGGUCACAGCUGUAAGUUUCCCUGUCCACAAGGAGUAUGGGGCCGGAACUGUUCCUCACAAUGCGAAUGCAAUCAUGGAUCGUGUGACCCCGUGGAUGGGACGUGUGAAUGCAAACCUGGAUACAAGCUACAAUUCUGCACAGAUAAAUGUGACCUCGGGGAAUACGGGCCCAACUGUAUGUUUGUUUGUGACUGUAACGGUCAAGCAUGCGAUCCUGUUUCUGGUGUGUGUGACUGUGACAGUGGCUUUACUGGUCACAAAUGUGAUACGCCCUGUCCUUACAACACAUAUGGUAAACACUGUGUGAAGAAAUGUAAUUGUUUAGCUGACUUUGAUUGUGACCACCAGACGGGGGCCUGUAUUUGUGGACCAGGCUAUCUGGGAUCCCACUGUGACCAGCCCUGUCCUCAGGGAACGUAUGGUGUGAACUGUCAAAAGCAAUGCCUCUGUCAAAUGAACCAGACUGAAAAAUGUGAAACUGAUACUGGUCUGUGUACGUGUAAACCUGGAUUCCUCGGAGACGACUGCAAACUCUCCUGUCCAAUCGGAUUCUUUGGUUCGGGCUGUACAUCCACUUGUAACUGCCACAACGAGGCUCACUGUGAUCGGGUCACUGGAGCUUGUACAUGUCCCCCUGGUUGGACAGGGACUGGAUGCGAGAACACCUGCCAGGACUCCUACUACGGCAACUGUUCCACCCUGUGUCAUAUUUGUCUGACGGGUUUCUGUGACAAAGGCACUGGUCAAUGUCGUACAUGUCCGGAACCCACUUGUCAAUGCUCUGAGGGUUUCCAUGGCGACAAAUGCCAAAGCGAAUGCGAUUGCUUUCAUGGCCACUGCUCUAGUAAUGGUCACUGUGUGUGUAGUCCCGGUUGGCAGGGGAGUCUCUGUGACCAGCAGUGUCCUACAGACCACUAUGGGGCAGGUUGUAACCAAACAUGCCACUGUGAUCACGGACAUUGUCACCAGGAGAUUGGUACCUGCGUCUGUGAUCCUGGUUACCAAGGUGAUCAUUGUGACCAACCUUGUUCUAACACAACCUACGGGUCGAAUUGUCGGCGUCAGUGUUUGGCCUGUGGGAGAUUCUCUACAGGCACGUGUGACUCAGCCACAGGGCAUUGUCAUUGUCUACCAGGAUACAGUGGACUUUUCUGUACUCAACCGUGUUCCACUGGCAAGUUUGGGGCGAACUGCUCUCAAACAUGUGCGUGUGAGAGAGGGACAUGCCGGCAGACUGAUGGAUUCUGUUAUUGUCCUGAUGGAUGGACUGGCGCAAAAUGUCACCUGCAGUGCCCCUCCGGUACCUGGGGAUAUAAUUGUUCUAAUAGUUGUGAUUGUGGCACCCACAGUAAUGGUUGUGAUCCUGUCUCUGGACAGUGCAAAUGCCUGCCUGGUUUCACUGGAGAUCACUGCAGGGAAAGCUGUGAGGACGGGAUGUAUGGGCAAGAUUGCUCCACUCCCUGUCGAUGCUCUUCCGUUGGCUAUAGUGUAUGCAGUCCUAUAGAUGGAUCGUGUCAGUGUCGUCCUGGGUACACAGAUGAUUUCUGUCAGAGUGUGUGCAACAAAGGAAAAUGGGGUCUUGGCUGCAAGUUGAAUUGCGAGUGUAGUAACCAUGGUAACUGUAAUCCAUUUACCGGAGAGUGUGACUGUCAGCCUGGGUUCAACGGCACUAACUGCCAGUUUUCCUGUCCGACCAGCACGUAUGGUAAGAACUGUGGACAGUCGUGUGAUUGCCAUGGAGGGACAUGUGACGCUAGAACUGGUCUCUGUUCUUGUCCUCCCGGAAGGAAGGGCCAUCACUGUGAGCUAGCUUGUGAAUCUACCCACUUUGGUUUUGACUGUGCCCAACCCUGUGUUUGUCAGAACGAAGGUGUGUGUAACCCUGUCAAUGGGGACUGUCACUGCCAACCCGGCUGGUCAGGGAUACAGUGCAAUAAACCGUGUCCAGAAGGUCAGUAUGGUGUGGACUGUGCCCAAACAUGCCCUCAAUGUCAGAACGACGGGUCAUGUGACAGCAUCACCGGGCAGUGCGUGUGUCCGUCUGGAUUUAUGGGUACACUGUGUAACGACACUUGUGUCCCAGGAACUUGGGGAAGCGGUUGUGCUAUAAAGUGUCCCGCUGUUUGUUCGUUGAGUUGUUUCACCACUACAGGCAUGUGUACCUGCCUUCCCGGAACAUGUCUAAACGGAGGUACCUGUAAUACAAAGGGUACGUGUUUGUGUGUUUAUGGUUUCUAUGGUAGCGAUUGCUCCCAGACGACAGACACGCACGUAUCUGGCUCUGUGUCCGCCCAUACCGCAACUCGAUCAUCAGAUGCUGCUAUAUACUUGAGUAAGGGUUCGAUGGCUGGUAUUGUUUUGGGUCUAAUCAUUAUGGCAUUAAUUGCUGUGACGGCUGUGUUUCUACUGAUGCGAAAAAGAUAUACUGGCCAAUUUAUAAAUAGACCUGGCAGUGCCGCAAAAACAAGCUUCUCUCCAGAAGUCAAAGAUGACACAACUGACGGUGCUGCAGGUUUCUCAAAUCCUCUUCACUUCACGGAGUUUUCUACGCCAAAGACAGAUCCCGAUCCAUCUCUGAAAGAUAGCGCAGCUUAAUGAAGCAACAUUAUCAUUCCGUGUUAAAUAUGUUCAUUAGUAGUGUUAUUUUUCAGUAUCAUGACUACAACCCAUUGUUUUCUCCACCUGCUGAUAUCCAUGACUAUAGUUGUUGUUUUGGGUUUUUUGUAAAUCGGGUCUCUUUCCUGUUAGAUGAUCCAGUGAUUACUGGGUACCUUCUUGUCAAUAUAUUAGCGUAUUUUUGUGAUCAAUAUUCGAACCCUUGUGUAAUGGUAAGUGUGUGUUUUGCAAUUGAAGUCUGAAGAAAAAUGUUCAGGC